This is a messenger RNA of Panicum hallii, 1671 nucleotides long. RefSeq names its product proline-rich receptor-like protein kinase PERK9. The transcript has a single exon. Lineage: Eukaryota; Viridiplantae; Streptophyta; Magnoliopsida; Poales; Poaceae. The record is from RefSeq and is a predicted model, not a curated record. The coding region runs from base 447 to 1199 and encodes 250 amino acids.
AUAAAGAGGGGCCAUCGCAUGCCACCGAGCUGUAGCCCGGAGGUGGAGGGUGGGCUUGCUCUCGGUGCAUGGCCAUUCCCUCUCUACCUUAGACAGCAGCUGGAGGAGGACAACAUCUUCUCCAGUCUCCACACGAGAAUAGAUAGAGCUUCUUCUUCCUCGUUUUUUUUCUUUCUUUGUUUCUUUCUUCUUCUUGAUCUAAAGCCGCUGCAUCGAUCAAUCCUAGCAUCCUUGCUGUUUUUCUUCCCCAAGGAUCUCGCUAGCUUCUUCUUGCAGAUUUCGCUCAAACUAAUACAAAGUUCUUUCAGCUUUUAACCUUCUCAGCAGUUCAUCUCCUUUUGAUUUCCUUUGUACUUCAGCAAUCCCAACGAAAACCCGUGUCUUUCUUGGAGCAAAAUAGCGCAGAGAGACCUAAGAAGUAAGACCUUCCAUCCUAGAUCAGCAAGAUGGAAAACGUUCUCCUGGAUCGAUCGUCUGGAAGCCUCGAGUUCCCGAAGAGGUCCCUCGGCCGCAGCCGGCGGGGGCUCGGCGCGAGGCCGGCGGGGCCGGGCGGCGCGUACGGCUCCUUCCCGACGCUCCAGCCAUACAACCACCUGCACAAAGGUGGCGCGUGGCCCUCCGCUCCCGCGCUUCCGUACGCGAGGCCUCCGAUAUACUCGUCGCCAUCUCUGCCUCUCCUACCGUCCAACCAACCGCCGCUCCUGCCGCUCCCACCCACCGCCACCAAGUACGCCAUUUUCCCCUGCCUACCGGCAGCUCCGCCUCCACCACCGCCGGCGCCACGCGCCGGCAGGGGUGCAGCGGUAACCACCACAGUCGUUCCAGCAGCAGCAGCAGCGCCAGCACCUGCGCGGCGUGAGAGGGACAGGAGGAGGAGGCCGGCAAGGCCGCCGCCGCCGUCGACGACGGAGGCGCCCAGGGCGCAGAAGAAGAAGCCGCUGGAGCGGGCGACGCCUCUACCGCUCGCGCCGGUGGUGACCGAGGCGCUGGACGACCUCGAGCAGGAGGUGGCCAGGAACUUCGUCCAGGACCUGCUGCACGCGCUCGCGCCGCCGCCCAGCAGCCUGCCGCUGCCCAGGUUCUCCCUCGUCAUGAAAGCGUCCCCUGCCACGGGCUCCAGGGCGGUGGCGCCGCCCGCGCCGUCCUGCAACGUGGAGGCGGCCAGCGCCCACGGCAUCCACGGUCUCCUCCGCCUGUAGGAGAGAAGCAAGCAAGGCUUCUCCGCCGCGUUUGGUAUUCUCUAUAAUAUUUCCCUCCAAUAUUAUUUUUUUGGCCGGGAAAAUUAAAUGCGUAUUAAAGGUAGAAGAAAAAUAUUGGGAGAAAAGAUGUGAUGCUCGAGCUAUGGUCGGUCGAGUUGUCCGUAGUGUGACUGUGAUGGUGGCGUUGGAUGGAUGCUAUCUCUGGCGGUGCAAAAGCGAGAGGAAGAAGACGAUGUCAGCUAAUGAGGUUAGUUUGUGGAAGACGCCAUGUGGUAGAUAUCUAGGGUUUUACGUGAUGUCUGCCGACGUAAGUACGUAACUUUGUACGACGCAGUACUGCUUUCUUGAUUGGGUGAUGGGUUUUUGAAUUACCUUGUAUCAAGAGAUUAAUUACUACAUAUAUGGUGUAUGCAAGUGGGUGUGAUGAUUUUAUUUAUAUAUAUAUACAAAAAAGAAUUGUGUGCUUGGCGAA